AUGGCGGCUCAGAAAGUUGCAGUUGUAGGCGGCUCUGGAAACCUCGGCCGCGAAGUCAUUGAUAGGAUCCUUGCCAGAGGCUCCUACGAGGUGGUCAUAUUGAGUCGCGGGGCCGAGGUUGCAGACUUGCCUAAAGGCGUUGCCUGGAGGCAAGUAGACUACGAUGAUAAACCCGCACUUGUUAAUGCAAUGAAGGGCAUUGACACGGUGCUCUCCUUUUUGGCAAUCUUCGAUACGAAUGUAGCCUUUGAACUGCACAAGAAGCUCAUCAACGCAGCCAUUGAGGCUGGCGUUAGAAGAUUUGCCCCCUCGGAGUGGGCUACUGCGAGCAAUAGUGGGGUCGCUCAUUAUAAGUACAAGGACGAGGUCCGGAAAUAUUUGGAAGAAGUCAACUCGAACCAGCAGAAGAUCGAGUAUUGCCUGUUCCAGCCAGGCUUCUUCACAGAUUACUUCGGACACCCCCACGCAACAACGAAGCAUUUCGGUACCUUCUAUAUGUUUGCAGACUUCCAGAAUCGCAGGGCCAUCAUCUCCGAGGACAGCGAUGCUCCAAUUACCUUGACUACUGUUGGGGACAUGUCCCGACUUGUAGCACAGGCCUUGGAAUAUAACGGGGUAUGGCCUACUGUUGGUGGCAUGCAAGGGACAGUAACCACUGUUUCCGGGCUUAUUGCAUUGGGCGAGAAGCUCCGAGGCCCGUUUAAAAUUGAAAAGAUCUCUAACGAGGCUCUGGAGACUCGGAACGUUACGACUUCCUGGUAUCCCGUGGUAGAACACCAUGGAGUUCCGGAGGAGAUAAGGGAGCAAGUUUCUAAAGGUGUUCUUGUGGAAUACGUUGCCGGCCUUAAGAGAGGCGUGUGGACUGUAUCGGAUGAGUGGAACAAGCUCCUCCCCGACUUUGAGUUUACCUCUGCAGAAAGCUACCUAAAGGGCAUUUGGUUAUAA
Fusarium pseudograminearum CS3096 is the source of this 945-nucleotide messenger RNA. RefSeq lists its product as uncharacterized. The record is from RefSeq and is a predicted model, not a curated record. The transcript is spliced from 6 exons. NCBI's taxonomy places the organism in Eukaryota, Fungi, Ascomycota, Sordariomycetes, Hypocreales, Nectriaceae. Bases 1 to 945 code for a protein of 314 amino acids.